Messenger RNA from Gilbertella persicaria, 1422 nucleotides. RefSeq names its product ribosome recycling factor-domain-containing protein. The record is from RefSeq and is a predicted model, not a curated record. Gene Ontology annotation, biological process: translation. NCBI's taxonomy places the organism in Eukaryota, Fungi, Mucoromycota, Mucoromycetes, Mucorales, Choanephoraceae. Gene Ontology annotation, molecular function: ribosomal large subunit binding. The transcript has 6 exons. Gene Ontology annotation, cellular component: mitochondrion. Bases 275 to 1018 code for a protein of 247 amino acids.
UAAGCAUUCAACUCUGGACUCAAAAUCGCGAAUAUCAAUCGUAUUUCAAUAUGGACAAAAUCAACCAAUACCGAGUGGUAGGAGGUGUUCGUAUUGAAGACACAAUUGUCAUUACACGUUCUGGUCAUGAUAAUUUGACAAUUGCACCUAAACAAGUCAGUGACAUUGAGGCCAUCAUGCAGCAAUAAAAAAAAAAAAGAUUGAUUCAAUCGGCGCUUUCGUACCCUUGUUUCCUUUUCUCUUUUUCGAUAUUUUAUUUUUGUUUUUCCUUAAAAUGGCUUCUCGUUUCUUCAAGUCUAUUGUUUCUGUACAGUCAAGAACAAUUGUUUCUGUAGCUUUCAGACCUUCUUUUGUUGGUGCUUUAUCUUCUCAAAAGCCUGUAUUAGUCAACAGUCGUUCUUAUGCAAAGAAAGCAAAGGAUAACAAAAAGAAAAAUGUAGAAGCUACCAACGCUAAACAAGAAGAGUUUGAACGUCAAUUUGAUGAAAAGCAAAUUCAAGAACGUUUCGAGCAUUCUAUUUCUCAACUUAAAGAGCAUUUGAGUUCGAUGCGUAUCGGUAGAGCAAAUCCUUCCUUAUUGGACAAAGUUCGUGUUCAUAUUGAGCACUCUCAUUUUGCUUUGAAGGAUCUCGCUCAAGUGACUGCAAGAGACCCUCAAACAUUGAUGGUUACUGUCCAUGAUUCUGAUUAUACUUCAGCUGUGGACAAGAGUAUCCGUGAAGCUGGAUUGAAUUUGAACCCUAUUAUUGACAAUAAGGGAAUCAAAGUGCCUAUUCCCAAACCCUCUAAAGAAUCUCGUGACAAGAUGGCCAAACUUGUCAGCACUACAGGUGAACAAACCAAGAGUAAAAUUAGAUCUAUUAGACAAGAUGGUAUGAAGCAGUUAAAGCAUGAUUCAAAGCAUCAGUCUGCUGAUGAGAUCAACAAAUUGACAAAGACUGUUCAAAAUUUAACAGACAAAUACAACAAGACAAUAGAUGAGCUUUUGAAAACAAAGAUCAAAGAAGUUCAAUCUUGAAUAAAAUAAAAGCACUGUGUGUAACACAAUUGACUUGACUCAAAAGCUUAAAUAGAACGUGCCCUUAUCGAUCCGAUUACUUGUAUGCCAUUGUGAAGUGUCACACAAACAAACAAACAAAAAUGAAAGUAAAAAAAAAACGCCUUUGCUCCUUUUUUCUUGCUUUAUCCUUUUUUUUUCUUGUUAUUCUUUAUCUUUCAAUGACUGUUCCUUUGAAUCCUAUACAAAAAUUCGAAUCAACAUCUGCUGAGAAUGCAGAUAGACAACACUCUCAUACACUUUCUACUUUGGACUUCCAAGGUGCUAGCUCUGCUGCUGCUGCCAAGGCCAUGAAGGCUGAACUUGCCAAUAUGGCCAAUCUCAUUCCAGACCAAGAAGAACGCAAGGUAUAGAAAUGCAUAAAA